Messenger RNA from Aspergillus brunneoviolaceus CBS 621.78, 818 nucleotides. RefSeq lists its product as uncharacterized. The record is from RefSeq and is a predicted model, not a curated record. Lineage: Eukaryota; Fungi; Ascomycota; Eurotiomycetes; Eurotiales; Aspergillaceae. The coding region runs from base 185 to 625 and encodes 146 amino acids. The transcript has a single exon.
UCAAAGCAGGCGAAGCUUCGCUCCAGCCAGUACCUUAAGGUACCUUACCUAGUACCUACUACGGAGUAGUACUAUUCUUUCUUUCGUUUUCCAUCACGGCAGAGUACUCCAUCAAGCAUCAUUCGCCUUCAUCUUCCAGUCAUCAACCAACAUCAAUAAUGCCACCACUGAUGGUGCCAUCCUGAUGGUGACACAGGCUUGUACGCCAAAGCCGCUCCUGGACUUUGUCCGCGGCCGGCGUGAUCUCCUAGAUCACCCUCUAAUAUGGAUUUGGAAGCAUCUCGAAUCGCCGGGAUGCCAAUUCGACGAUCUUGAGACGUCCGCUUACUCCGAGUCCGCGCCGAAGGAUUCCCAGGGUACUGCCGAUGCUGACGCGCUCGGAAACCUGAAGUGUGCCGUAAUGCUCAUAACGUGGCCUAUGACCCAUCGGAAGAUGAUUCCUUACAAGCCAUAUGACACCUUUGCCGGCCGCCUCAGGGACCAGCUAGUGGCAUCCAGUCCAUCGAAACUUUUCGACCAUGUGAACGAUGCCACCAGCUAUGAAACGAAACGACGCCAAGGAAUAGACGACGAUGGGGAGGACGACUGUGUUCCACGGAAGAUUCGGCGAAUAUCCGACAGAUGAGCUGGUGAAAGGGCGCGAACGGGAGUGGAAGAUUGUUCUGGAGCAAGGAGCGAUCGAGUCUUCACAAAUACAAGUAACCAUGUCGAGGUUGAGGAUGGCGGGCCUAUCAUCUACCGAGACUGGAUACGUUCGAGUAGCUAUGAGGGUAGCUAGUCUGUACUCAUGGCGACUUAUGCUCCUAACAUGAUGUAAU